AUGUAUGUGCAUUUCCUUCUUUACGUGUCUCUCUACAAUGUUGUGCAGUUUUGGCGGGGAGUAAUGUGCUCUAAAAAUCCCCCUAAAUCAUCCUCCCUUGUUGUUGUUGUUGUUGUUUUUACUUUUGUCACUGACCUGCUGCUUCUGCUGCUGUUCAAUACGUAUCCUUUCAGUCAUCGUGGCAGUUCCUAUCAUACAAGCAGUAAUUUACCCUGCAACUUUGGCACGGGCAGCCCUAGCGGUGGGUGUUUAGGAGAGGCGAAACCACACGUACGGCAGGGGAGAAAAGAGGCCAAAAAAAGAAAAAUGACGCGGGGAAAGGGACGCAACCCAGGUGUGGGUAACUUGGACAAGCACAUCAAGCGGACGAUCCACAAGGAACGCUCGCAGCCGGCCUCCCGCAAACAUUUAGGACAGCUAGAGAAACAAAAAGACCAUGUCGUACGCUCUAGGCGUCGCAAAGCAAAGAUGCAGAAACUCCUGCAAUUGAAGCGCGCUGCGGCACAACGUAACCCCGAUGAGUUCCAUAUUGGCAUGACAAAGGCUGUCUUAGAUAUCGCAUCAGGGAAGAUGAAACAACGUGCGGGAUCAAAGGAAGGAAAUCAGAAAAAGACACAAAAAGUGCUAGAGCAGAAUACACGCAAUGUUCAGUACCUCCAAUACAAGGCACAGGCAGAUCUUCACCGCGCGAAGGAGCUCCUCAAUGAGGAUGCAUCGAUAGCCAUCACCUCCGCACCACCAAAGAAUAAGCACAUUGUUUUUGUGGAGAAUGACGAGGAAUUCCGUCGCUUUAAUCCCGUUAAGUACUUUGACGCAACACCAGAGAUGCUUAAGCAGCACCCUGCUGUUCGAGGGACAAUUUCGAUUCUUCAAAGCACUGUUUUGCCGGAGGAGGUGCUGUUGACGGGUCCACGAAUGCUUUCAUCGUCCCAGCGGCGCCGUGAGCGUCGUGAAAUGCAAGAAAAACUCCGAAAAAGUGGUGUUAAAACCGCAGAGGAACGUGAAGCUCUUGUGAAGCGCCUUCGUGCCAAAAAGGACAUGAAGAAGUACCGCUUUUCUUCCCUGGUAGAGGAGGCGGCGACAUCCGCCGCGGCAAUUGGUGGUGGUGGUGGGGAUGGGGAUGAGGAAGAGCCACGAGACGAUGUGGAGCUCAUCUUGCAGCAGAGGCGAGAGAAGGAGCAGCAGGAGGCGGCGCUAGCGGCAAGGAACCUGAAGGAGAUUCAACAACGCGUGGAACGUAGCAGGAGCCUUCACGCCUUGGCAAAGACGAUCAAGCGGCAGAAUGAGGGCCUGCGGAAAAGCCUGGAGCAAAAGCGUGAGUCCCGCUUCAAACCAAAAGCCGCACGUCGCGCUCGCUGA
Trypanosoma cruzi is the source of this 1359-nucleotide messenger RNA. RefSeq names its product U3 snoRNA-associated protein UTP11, putative. The transcript has a single exon. The record is from RefSeq and is a predicted model, not a curated record. Lineage: Eukaryota; Euglenozoa; Kinetoplastea; Trypanosomatida; Trypanosomatidae. Gene Ontology annotation, cellular component: small-subunit processome; nucleolus. Gene Ontology annotation, biological process: rRNA processing. The coding region runs from base 1 to 1359 and encodes 452 amino acids.